CAGAAGGCGUAUGCAUAUCUUCGCGGCCAGAAGCGACUGAUCAAGUCAAUUCUGGCUACGAUACAUCUCACAAGUGGCAUGCCUGGUCGAGGCUCAGAGGUCGGCAGGAUGCAGUGGGUCAAUACUAUCGGCAAUAAGCGCAACGUGUUUGUAUACAACGGGCAGAUCAUACUCAUCUUUCCAGACAACAAGGCCACAACCAAUCACGAUAACUCAAUCUAUAUCGUGUGGAAUUCUUGCUCAUCAGCGCAAAAGAGCAUCUUUGUCUAUCUCGCGUACGUCCGGCCAUUUUGCGAGUUUCUC
Molecule: messenger RNA, 303 nt
Organism: Aureobasidium namibiae CBS 147.97
Lineage: Eukaryota; Fungi; Ascomycota; Dothideomycetes; Dothideales; Saccotheciaceae
Exons: 1
Source: RefSeq, a predicted model, not a curated record